Lobosporangium transversale is the source of this 950-nucleotide messenger RNA. RefSeq names its product putative GTP-binding protein SAR1. The coding region runs from base 1 to 570 and encodes 189 amino acids. Gene Ontology annotation, biological process: endoplasmic reticulum to Golgi vesicle-mediated transport; intracellular protein transport; vesicle organization. Gene Ontology annotation, molecular function: GTP binding; GTPase activity. Gene Ontology annotation, cellular component: COPII vesicle coat; endoplasmic reticulum exit site. The record is from RefSeq and is a predicted model, not a curated record. The transcript is spliced from 6 exons. Lineage: Eukaryota; Fungi; Mortierellomycota; Mortierellomycetes; Mortierellales; Mortierellaceae.
AUGUUCAUUAUCGAGUGGUUCCGUGAUGUGCUCUCCAGCCUUGGUCUGUUCAACAAGAAUGCCAAGAUCCUCUUCCUUGGUCUUGAUAACGCCGGAAAGACCACCCUUCUCCACAUGCUGAAGAAUGAUCGUCUGGCUACUCUUCAACCCACUCUUCAUCCUACCUCCGAGGAGCUCUCGAUCGCCAAUGUCAAGUUCACUACUUUUGAUUUAGGUGGACAUCAGCAAGCUCGUCGCAUCUGGAAGGACUACUUUGCUGAGGUCAACGGAAUUGUCUUCUUGGUUGACACUCAAGACCGUGAGCGUUUCCUGGAGUCUAAGGCUGAGUUGGAUGCUCUUCUUGCCAUCCAACAAUUGGAGCGUGUUCCCUUCUUGAUUCUUGGAAACAAGAUUGAUGCUCCUGGCGCUGUCUCUGAGGAAGAGCUUCGCUCUGCUCUCGGAUUGAUUCAGACGACUGGAAAGGGCAAGGUCCCAUUGAAGGAUAUGCGUCCCAUUGAAGUCUUCAUGUGCUCUGUUGUUAUGAAGCAGGGAUAUGGUGAUGGCUUCCUCUGGAUGUCCCAGUACAUCUAAGUCAAAAGAAUGAUUUGUUCAGUUCAUUGCAGUAUUUCAGGUCGACAAUACAUUGCUGAGCCAUACUCUGUUUUGUUCUUCUUUCGGCCGUUAUACUAUAUAGCCACUGUUUCUCUUCCCUUUUGCUCUACCUUUUUUUUUUCUUUUCCCAUCCUAUAAUACAAAUCGAAUUAUGAAAACAGUUUUUUAUAUGAAUAUUACUCUGCUCAUAUCUUUUACAGGCGAUAUGAAAAUAGUCAACUCCAGCUAAAGGGGGAAAAAAUGAGGUUCGUGUGGACAUUAAAUACUUGAUUAAGGAGAGCAACUGAGCCAGUAAUUCUGGACAGUUUAGUUGGGUUUAGAGUAUCAUUGCAAAUAGGACAAAUAUUGUUGCAUGCCCU